AUGCGCCCCUCUAGUCUCUGGCUCUGGGCCUCUCUGGCGGCCCCAUCGCUUGCCGUCCAUGCUCCAUGGAAUCUUGGAAACGGCUUUGAGCUGACCGUCAACAACAGAACCAACCGCCUGUCGAUUGUCCAGGAUGGUCAGACUAUUUGGGACACGGUGCCGGGUCACGGAUUCUUGAGUGCCAGCGGGGGAGAUGACGAGGUCAUCGCCGCCAAUGGAAACUUCAAGAUCAACGAGGUCGACCAGGACAAGUGCAGUGGUCAAAAGAUUGCCAAUGUCUCUCUUCACCCGCGCCACGGCAGCGCCAAUGGCCAUGCGGCCAUCAUUGAAGGCCAGCUCACCGGCUGCGGGGAAGCGAGCGUCGACUACUCCGUCGCAUUCUGGGUCCCGUCUCAAUUCCCCGACCGCAUUGCUUUCAACGUGAAUGUCAACCCCGGAUCUUCGUCGGAUGCUGCCACGAAGGUCUUCCUCACCUACCGGUCCUCGCCCAAUGAGGACUUUUAUGGUCUCGGUGCUCAGGGAUCUUUUGCCUCAUUCAAGAACCAGUCUGUCCCCAUCUUUUCCCGCGAGCAAGGUGUCGGUCGUGGCGAUCAGCCCACUACCCGCCUGGAGAGUAAGGAUAGCUUCUUCGCCGGCGGAGACCGGUUCACGGCUUACUCGGCCAUUCCGCAAUACAUCAGCUCUGAGGCGAGGGUGUUCCACCUGGCCCAGGAGAGCUCCGCUUACACCACUUUUGACUUCACCAACUCCAGCGCAGUCACUGUGCGCUACGAUGCCUUGAAUGUCGACGGCUACUUCAUGCAAGCAAAGGAUAUGCUCAAUGGAAUUUCCAUGCUUACCGAGUACACCGGUAAGAUGGUCGCGCUGCCCAAGUGGGUCGACACCGGUGCCGUGCUUGGUAUCCAGGGUGGACAAUCCAAGGUCAACCGCAUUGUUGACCAAGGACUGAAGCUCGACUGCCCGGUCGCUGCCGUCUGGCUGCAGGAUUGGUCCGGUACCCACUCUCAAAGUGUGUCUUACAUGUCUCUGAAUGUCUCCCGUCUGUGGUGGAACUGGGAGAACGACGCCAAGCUGUACCCGACCUGGAACAAGUUUGUCCAGAGUCUGCGCGACGAGCACAACGUCCGAACUUUGGCAUACAUUAACCCGUUCCUGGCCAACGUCAGCACAAAGCCCGAUGGAUUCCGUUCCAACCUCUACGAGGAAGCCACUGGCUUUGGCUACAUGAUCCAAAACUCCACCACCAACGACACUUCCGUCAUCUCCAGUGGCCCUGGUCUUGACGCUGGUAUCCUCGACCUCACCAACCCCGCCGGUCGAGCUUGGUUCAAGGAAGUCCUGCUCGAUCAAGUCUGGAACGCCAACAUCUCCGGCUUCAUGACUGACUUCGGCGAGUACACUCCCAUCUACAAGGACACUCGCUUUGCCAACAAGAGCAUCGACCCCUUCUUCUACCAUAACGCCUACCCCCGCGAGUGGGCUGCCCUCCACCAGUGGAUCGGCAAGAAUGUUUCCCAGUUCACUGACUCUAUCCUCUUCCACCGCUCCUCGGCCAUGGCCUCCAACCGCUACAUGAACCUCUACUGGGCCGGUGACCAGGAUACCAACUGGGGCGUCAACGACGGCAUCAAGUCCUCCAUCACUGUCAUGGGCCACAUGGGUUUGUCAGGAUAUGCCCACGGCCACACCGAGAUCGGUGGAUACACCACCACAUGGGACAGCAACGGUGUCGUGAACCGCUCCUCCGAGCUCCUCGGUCGCUGGGGCGAGCUUUCCGCCGUCUCCAGCGCUGUCUUCCGAACCCACGAAGGCAACGUCCCCCAGGUCAACGCACAGUUCUACUCCAACUCCACCACCUACUCCUGGUUCAGCUAUAACGCGCGCAUGUUCGCCAGUCUGGCUACUUACCGCCGUCGUAUCUUGGAUACCGAGAGCAAGAACUUGGGAUGGCCUUUGCUCCGCAUGCCGGUCAUUUACCACCCCACUGACCCUGUCGCCAAGGCCAUCAGCUAUGAAAGCUUCUACCUCGGCUCGGACUUGUACGUUGCCCCCGUCCUGGACCCCGGUCGCACCAGUGUCAAGGUUUACUUCCCUGGCAAGAACCAGACCUUCACUCAUGUGUGGUCUGGAAAGAAGUACCACGGUGGUUCAACUGCUCGUGUUUCUGCCCCUUACGGAAAGCCUGCUGUCUUUGUCGUCGGCACUCCCAAGAACAACGAUCUCGAUGAGUUCCUGCAAUUCGUUCGGCAGGAGAACAGCACCGUCAUCCACUUUUAG
Penicillium olsonii is the source of this 2277-nucleotide messenger RNA. NCBI's taxonomy places the organism in Eukaryota, Fungi, Ascomycota, Eurotiomycetes, Eurotiales, Aspergillaceae. The record is from the annotation of a GenBank genome assembly.